AUGGGUAGUGAUGCUCGUGCCAGCGCAUUCCCUCCACAACUACCUCGCGAUCCCCCAUCACCAGUUCACCGGAACAAUCAUCCUCCCAUAUUGCCAUCUUCACACCGGUCAUCCUUCCCCAGAGCACCCCACGCCCGUCCAGUCACGCCCUCCGUCUUGACGCUCCCGACCUUCAUCAUUCCUUCCCCACAGUCUUCUCGUCGUCCGGCGAAUAUACCAUUGCGGACCCUCUCAUCCCAACCCUCCAACUCCCAGUCACAUUCCGCUGCACUGCUGGGGUCGCACGCGGACGGAAAGGAGGGCCGGCGGUCUUCACUCUCGCGGUCGUCGUCUGACGAUUCCGAGUUCUCGUGGAGUGAUACCGGCGAUCUCGCAGAGCAGCUCGCCGACGAGGAGGACCCGCUCCAGAUCAAGCUACGGGAAUCCCUGGACGAGGAGGUCUUCGGUAGGGCUUCGAGACGGCCCCUACGGCAUAAGAAGGUCCGUUAUCAAGAGGCAUUUGAUAGCAGCGAGGAGAAAGGAGUUCAAUCUGGAAUCGUUAAGGAGGAAAUCCACAUUCCCAGUCCGGGCCCGCGGUAUAUCAGUAGAGCUGAGCAUAUCAUAGCCGCCAUCAUGUCGGGAGGAGAGCGGCAGAUGCAUGGCCUAACGGGCAAGCCAUUGGUGUACUUCACCAGUGUAUUUGUAUCUUUGGGAGUUUUUCUUUUCGGCUAUGAUCAGGGAGUCAUGUCUGGAAUUAUCACGGGUAUUUACUUCAAAGAUUACUUUAAUCAGCCAACCAAAGCCGAGGUUGGCAACAUGGUCGCCAUUCUCGAAAUCGGGGCCUUCUUUUCGUCCCUCGUCGUGGGUAGAGUUGGAGACAUAAUAGGACGACGAAAAACAAUCCUUUAUGGCUCGUGUAUAUUCUUCGUUGGAGGAGCUCUUCAGGCCUUUGCCACGGGAAUGCCUAUGAUACUGUUAGGCCGAAUUAUUGCUGGUGUUGGUGUUGGCAUGCUGUCAACCAUCGUGCCCAUAUACCAGUCUGAAAUAUCCCCUCCCCAUAACCGGGGUAGGCUAGCCUGUAUCGAAUUUUCCGGGAACAUCACUGGUUACGCAACGUCCGUAUGGGUCGACUAUUUCUGCAGUUUCAUAGAAAGCGAUUAUUCAUGGAGAAUCCCUCUGGUGAUGCAGUGCGUAAUGGGUGCUCUCCUUGGCGUUGGCAGCCUGAUCAUCGUGGAAUCUCCAAGGUGGCUUUUGGACAAUGAUCAUGAUGAAGAAGGAAUGGUCGUCAUCGCAAAUCUUUAUGGAGCUGGAGACAUCCACAACCCCAAGGCUAGGGAAGAAUACCGCGAGAUCAAGAUGGAUGUCUUGCUCCAACGCCAGGAAGGAGAGAAGUCCUAUAGGGACAUGUUCCAACGAUAUAGAAAACGUGUGUUCAUCGCCAUGUCCGCCCAGGCUUUUGCCCAGCUGAACGGUAUCAACGUUAUCUCGUACUAUGCGCCUUACGUCUUUGAAUCUGCUGGCUGGGAAGGCCGCGAUGCCAUUUUGAUGACUGGAAUUAAUGCCCUCAGCUAUCUCGCGUCGUCAGUACCGCCUUGGUAUCUAGUCGAUCGAUGGGGCCGCCGCUAUGUUCUUCUGACCGGUGCAGUCGCCAUGGUCAUCGCGUUAGCUGCAAUUUCGUACUUCCUGUUCUUAGAUUUGACUGCUACGCCAACGCUCGUGGUUAUUUUUGUCAUGAUUUAUAACGCUGCAUUUGGUUACAGUUGGGGUCCGAUCCCAUGGUUGUAUCCCCCCGAGAUCUUGCCUCUCAGCAUCCGCUCCAAAGGUGCAAGCUUGUCCACCGCUACCAAUUGGGCAUUCAAUUGGCUAGUCGGAGUACUCACGCCAGUUCUCCAAGAAUGGAUCUCGUGGAGGCUGUACCUCAUCCAUGCAUUUUUCUGUGCUACAAGUUUCGUUGUUGUAUAUUUUGUAUACCCCGAGACUGCAGGUGUCAGAUUAGAGGAUAUGGAUGUCUUAUUCGGCGAUGCUACAACCGCGAUGCCCACGCCAGCAUCAAGGGCCGAAACCGGUUCGUUGCUUCCUGUAAGCUCGCCGAUCCCCUCAAUGGAUUUACGAAGAGGCGGUGGAACGGGGACGAACGGACUAGGCUCCUCAAGCGCCAUUCCAGGACUAGAUAUUGAUCCUCCUCACGUCUUCAUCAAAAACGGCAAACCUCAAUACGGCACACCACCUGUGGCCGAGGAUUCGACCGAGGGCAGGGGAGGCUGGAUAUCCCGUAUGGUCAAUCGCAGCAAAGGAGACGGAGAGAGCAUCAAUAGUGCAAAGUAUAAGUCUUUAGACCAAGAUGAGGAAGAGUGA
Venustampulla echinocandica is the source of this 2334-nucleotide messenger RNA. RefSeq lists its product as uncharacterized. Gene Ontology annotation, biological process: transmembrane transport; carbohydrate transport. The record is from RefSeq and is a predicted model, not a curated record. Gene Ontology annotation, cellular component: membrane. Gene Ontology annotation, molecular function: carbohydrate:proton symporter activity. The transcript is spliced from 7 exons. The coding region runs from base 1 to 2334 and encodes 777 amino acids. Lineage: Eukaryota; Fungi; Ascomycota; Leotiomycetes; Helotiales; Pleuroascaceae.